Messenger RNA from Rhizophagus irregularis DAOM 181602=DAOM 197198, 360 nucleotides. RefSeq lists its product as uncharacterized. Gene Ontology annotation, molecular function: protein binding. The record is from RefSeq and is a predicted model, not a curated record. NCBI's taxonomy places the organism in Eukaryota, Fungi, Glomeromycota, Glomeromycetes, Glomerales, Glomeraceae.
AUGACGUUUGUGAGUAUAGCAGAAUAUUUAACUGAAGAAUUAUGGUGUAAAGAAUGUAUUAAUUCUUUAGAAAAAUUAGCAAAAAAUGGUGAUAAAAAAGCAAUGUUUAAUUUAGCUAAAUGUUAUCAUGGUGGAAAUGGAACAGAAAACAACUUUGAGGAAGCCUUCUAUUGGUAUCAAAAAUCAGCAGAAAAUGGUUAUACUUAUGCAAUGUUUAAUUUAGCUUACAGUUAUAGUAAUGGAGAAGGUAAUUUAGCUAAAUGUUAUAAAAAUGGAAAAGGAACAGAAAAGAAUUUUGAAAAAGCCUUUUAUUGGUAUCAAAAAUCAGCAGAAAAUAGUUAUACUUAUGGCAAUGUUUAA